This is a messenger RNA of Cucumis sativus (cucumber), 2122 nucleotides long. Its product is annotated as protein NEN4. The record is from RefSeq and is a predicted model, not a curated record. Gene Ontology annotation, molecular function: nucleic acid binding; 3'-5' exonuclease activity. The transcript is spliced from 5 exons. Lineage: Eukaryota; Viridiplantae; Streptophyta; Magnoliopsida; Cucurbitales; Cucurbitaceae. Bases 1022 to 1870 code for a protein of 282 amino acids.
AGGAAAUAGAUAAAAGGAAAGUGUGGGGUCAUCAAAAACAAAAACUGGUUCAACCCCUUUGAUGUUUCUCCUUUCCUUCCUGAAUUUGCAUCUAUGGUCCAUUCUUGAAUUUUUAUUCCACAACUAGGAUGGGGAAGUUUUAAACUUUUGAUGAAUUCUCUCUACUCAGAAGGUUUUUAUUUCUGCUAGUGUAAUUUUUUGUUACAUUUCUUCUGGGCCAAAGUUAAAAUUAGAGGGAUGAUACAAUUGAAUCGAACCCAAUGCCAAAAUCGAACCCAAUCCGUGAAUCAAAUCAAAAACUCAAACUUUACUGCUGUGUCUGUUCAGUUUGAUUUAAAAUUACCAAGUAAAUCAAAAUUUCUUAGUUUGUUUUGGUUUCGGAUUUGUAAACUGAAUUGUUUGUAUUGUUCCUAUUAUACAAUUGAAUCGAAUAGUUUAUAUUAGCUAAAUUGAGAAAGUUAACUCUGAUUGCAAGUUUUAUAGCAAAGGGAAAAUAUUCAUGUAAUUUUAUUUUAGUCUGUUUUUCCUAUUAAACAGAGAUUGAGGAAAUAAUUCUCGUCUAACUUACACAACUGUAUAAACAAACUUUUAUUUUAUGUUUUGGUUGAUUAAUUAAGAGUAGAGUAAUAAAAUAUGGAAGGCAAAACAAGGGAUGAGACGGAAUAAUUUUUGGUUAAGAAGACCUGGCUUGAAAGGUUCCAUCAAUAUUCCAAAACGAUGCUGCAUGAACUGUAUUUGAUUGCAGAAAGCAAUAGGAAAGUGACAACAAAAGUCAUUCUUAACGUUUCUUGAUGAUCAAUUUACCGUUCAAUUUGAGCUGGUUUUGCAAUUGACACCCUCCAGAAGCUAAGGACUUCUUCAUCCACGGACCAAGCUCUUGACUUUAAUUUCAAGACAACCAAUCAAACCCUCAACACCAAGAAUAAUCCUCUCUUUUCUUCGCCCAUUUAUAACCUCUUCAAUCUCCCAUGUCAUUGAACAUUAAGAAAACAAAACUUUAUCUUGAAACUAUUUGACAUAAAUGCCAAUGGAUAUGGAGGCUUCAAGUUCAUUCAAAGAAGGUGCAGCUGAGAUUGUAUUUUUCGACUUGGAAACUACCGUACCCAAAAGAGUUGGGCAACGGUUUCGAGUAUUGGAAUUUGGUGCUAUUGUUGUCUGCCCAAUGAAACUUGUAGAGCUCGAGAGCUUUACUACUCUCAUUAGGCCAACGGAUUUAUCUGCUGUUGCGUUGAGGUCUAGCCGACCUGACGGAAUAACUAGAGCAGCUGUUGCAACUGCACCAUUGUUUGAGGAAGUGGCUGACAAGAUAUUCAGCAUUUUGAAUGGAAGGAUAUGGGCAGGUCACAACAUUCGAAGAUUCGACUGUGUUCGUAUUAAGGAGGCAUUUGCAGAGAUUGGCAGGCCUGCUCCUAUCCCAGUUGGGAUGGUUGAUUCUUUAGGAGUCUUAACGAACAAAUUUGGCAAGAGAGCCGGGAACAUGAAGAUGGCAUCAUUGGCUUCUUACUUUCAGUUGGGACAGCAAAAGCACAGGAGCCUCGACGAUGUUCGUAUGAACUUGGAGGUUCUCAAACAUUGUGCUACUGUUCUAUUUCUGGAAUCGACCCUCCCAAGCAUAUUGCAAGAGAAGUGGAAGACUUCAUCCACCAAAACAACUCGAAGCAGAGCCAAUGGGAAGCUGAAUUGCAGAGAGGAAAGUAGUCGAAAAUCUCCUCCAUCAUCACCGGGAUAUCAACUGAGAUCAGUUCCUUAUUCAAGGGAAGGAUUAGGCAUUGGAAAGAUGACAGCUAAGGUAAAGAAUUUAUUCUACAUGGCUCAGGGAAAACAGCAUCUCAACGUCUUACUUAAACAUUCUCGACUGCUAUUACGGUGACUUGAAACCACAUGGUUGUCCUUUGCACUCCAAAUUGUCAUUGUUUUGUAAUAAGCUGGAAAGGAAGACAACAAUAUAUUUUCUAUGAAGGACAGGAAGUGUGGACGUAAAAGAGCGGUAUGUCAUCUUCUUGAUGAAAGUACCUUGUGCUUUUGGAGAGUGAUUCUUGUUUGUUCUUGGGAGGGAUUCUUUCAUGUACAUAUAUGAAAAUAUAUAACCAGAAAUCCAUUGGUUUAUUCUUUCAUUACUUCA